UACGAAGCAAAAUGAAAUGAUUACCGCAAGUCAACUAUGCGUCUAAAAUCAAAGAACGCUUCCGUACUCAGCUACCUCCAAACCCGGUGAAGUCGUGAAUUUCUCCUUUGUUUUGCUUACAACCAUAGCCUGGUACAGGUAAAAGAGAAACAGAUGGGCUACCUCUAGAUAAAAUGAAUGCCAACGUUUGGCUGGAAUUUUAACAAAAAGAACCCUCUCGGCUGCCAUUGCAGCCAAACACCGAAACCCACAGUCCUGGAAAGCCAUUCUUGGUUUCCGGGUAGGGGCGUGGCCACGCAAGCGCAGUGCCCCAUAACCGUGACGUCAUCAAUCCGCGCACAGAUGAGCUUCUAAUUCCUGAGCAGGGCAGCAGCGGCACGAGCCUGCCGGGCUCUGGUGGCCUUCACGGCAAGUCGACGCCCGCUGCGCACCAGUCCGCAGAGCCGAGCUUUCGCUAAAGAGCUCUGCUUGGGCAAAAUUGAGAAGAACGGAGUUUUCCCAUUUCCAGAGGUGAGCCAAGAAGAACUUAAUGAAAUCAAUCAGCUUGUGAAACCUGUGGAGAAAUUCUUCAUGGAAGAGGUGGACUCUAGAAAAAUUGACCAAGAAGGGAAGAUCCCAAAUGACACUUUGGAGAAACUGAGGAGCCUGGGGCUGUUUGGGAUGCAGAUCCCAGAAGAGUAUGGUGGCCUGGGCCUGUCCCACACCAUGUAUGCACGGCUAGGGGAGGCCAUCAGCCUGGAUGGAUCCAUCACUGUGACCCUGGCAGCACACCAGGCCAUUGGCCUCAAGGGCAUCAUCUUGGUUGGCACCGAGGAGCAGAAGACCAGAUACCUGCCCAGGCUGGCGUCGGGGGAGCAUAUCGCCGCCUUCUGCCUCACAGAGCCCAACAGUGGGAGCGAUGCUGCCUCCAUCCAGACCAGGGCCGUGCUGAGUGAAGACAAGAAGCACUAUAUCCUCAACGGCUCCAAGAUCUGGAUCAGCAACGGAGGGCUGGCCAGUGUUUUCACUGUGUUUGCAAGGACCAAGGUGGCUGAUGCCAAUGGCUCAGCAAAAGACAAAAUCACAGCCUUCAUAGUCGAAAGAGACUUCGGUGGAGUCACUAAUGGGAAGCCUGAAGACAAGUUAGGCAUUCGGGGUUCCAACACUUGUGAAGUCCACUUUGAAGACACCAAAGUGCCUGUUGAAAACGUCCUUGGAGAGGUUGGAGGUGGCUUUAAGCUGGCCAUGAACAUCCUCAACAGCGGGCGGUUCAGCAUGGGCAGCCUCUCGGCCGCGAUGAUCAAGAAACUGAUUGAAAUGACUGCUGAGUAUGCCUGCACACGGAAGCAGUUCAACAGGAAACUCAGUGAAUUUGGGUUAAUCCAGGAAAAGUUUGCACUGAUGGCUCAGAAGGCUUACGUGAUGGAAAGCAUGGCCUACCUCACCGCGGGAAUGCUGGACCAGCCGGGGCUUCUGGACUGCUCUGUCGAGGCAGCCAUUGUGAAGGUGUUCAGUUCCGAGGGUGUCUGGCAGUGUGUGAGCGAGGCACUACAGAUCCUGGGGGGCUCGGGCUACAUGAAGGACCAGCCCUACGAGCGCAUGCUGCGUGACGCCCGCAUCCUCCUCAUCUUCGAGGGAACCAACGAGAUCCUCAGGCUGUUCAUCGCGCUCGCAGGCCUGCAGCAUGCUGGCCGCAUCCUGACCACAAGGAUGAACGAGCUGAAACGGGGCAGUGUGCGAGUGAUCAUGGAGACUGUGGGCCAGAGGCUUCGAGACUCUCUGGGCCAAACCGUGGACAUGGGCCUGACAGGUCAGCUCGGACUGGUGCAUCCAAGUCUGGAGGACAGUGCCACCAAGCUGGAGCAGAAUGUGUACUACUUUGGCCGGACUGUUGAGGCACUGCUGUCACGCUUUGGAAAGAGCAUCGUGGACGAGCAGCUGGUGCUGAAGCGGGUGGCCAACAUCCUCAUCAACAUGUAUGGCAUGGUGGCCGUGCUGUCUCGGGCCAGUCGCUCUGUCCGUAUCGGGCUCCGGGACCACGACCAUGAGGUCCUGCUGGCCAACAUGUUCUGCGUGGAAGCCUACUUCCAGAAUCUCUUCAGCCUGUCGCAGCUGGACAAGGAUGCUCCAGAAAACCUGGAUCAUCAGACUAAGAAAAUAGCCCAGCAGAUCCUUGAGAAGCGCGCGUACAUCUGUGCCCACCCUCUAGACAGGAUGUCCUGAGGCGGGGACAGUGCUGCUACCACCUCCCAGCUAUGGCUGGCACAAGAUGCCAUGGAGAACCCAGGCCAUCCCAGCAGGAACCACUGUCAUCAGUAGGCACUAGACAGGCUUCCUCCUGCCUAGGCCCUUGGCUGGCUCUAACCCACAGCCUGCGUCUGACCGGAUCCCAGCUAUGAAGUACACGGGAUUGCCGAGGCCUGGCACUGCAAUUAUGGGACAGCUGAGAAGAUAACACAGUGGUGGCACCAGACUUGCAGGGCUCUGAGGCAGGGGCAGCCAUUUCUACCAGACCACAGGUCAAGAAAGAGCAUGGAGGCCAUGUGGGGUCACGGACACAUAUUCGGAACAACAGGCACUUCAGAUGUAUCAGAAGUCACUUAAUAAAAAUCUAAAGCGCUACA
This is a messenger RNA of Cavia porcellus (domestic guinea pig), 2603 nucleotides long. RefSeq names its product acyl-CoA dehydrogenase family member 9 (gene Acad9). Gene Ontology annotation, molecular function: flavin adenine dinucleotide binding; acyl-CoA dehydrogenase activity. The record is from RefSeq and is a predicted model, not a curated record. Lineage: Eukaryota; Metazoa; Chordata; Mammalia; Rodentia; Caviidae. Bases 571 to 2202 code for a protein of 543 amino acids. The transcript is spliced from 19 exons.